GCGCAAACUUCCUGGGCCGGCGGGCGCGGGCGGCGGCGGCGGGGCCCGGAUGGGCGUCCGGGCCGGAGGCGGCGGCGCCCAUGGACGCUAACCGCCCGGGCGCGUUCGUGCUGAGCAGCGCGCCGCUGGCUGCGCUGCACAACAUGGCCGAGAUGAAGACGUCGCUGUUCCCGUACGCGCUGCAGGGCCCGGCCGGCUUCAAGGCGCCCGCGCUGGGCGGCCUGGGCGCGCAGCUGCCGCUCGGCACCCCUCACGGCAUCAGCGACAUCCUGGGGCGGCCGGUGGGCGCGGCGGGCGGCGGCCUCCUGGGCGGCCUGCCCCGUCUCAACGGGCUCGCCUCGUCGGCCGGCGUCUACUUCGGGCCCGCGGCCGUGGCGCGCGGCUACCCCAAGCCGCUGGCAGAGCUGCCCGGGCGCCCGCCCAUCUUCUGGCCCGGCGUGGUGCAGAGCUCGCCCUGGAGGGACCCGCGCCUGGCCGGCCCGGCCCAGGGCGGCGGGGUCCUGGACAAGGACGGCAAGAAGAAGCACUCACGGCCGACCUUCUCGGGCCAGCAGAUCUUCGCGCUGGAGAAGACCUUCGAGCAGACCAAGUACCUGGCGGGCCCGGAGCGCGCGCGCCUCGCCUACUCCCUGGGCAUGACCGAGAGCCAGGUCAAGGUGUGGUUCCAGAACCGCCGGACCAAGUGGCGCAAGCGGCACGCGGCGGAGAUGGCGUCGGCCAAGAAGAAGCAGGACUCGGACGCCGAGAAGCUGAAGGUGGGCGGCUCGGACGCGGAGGACGACGACGAGUACAACCGGCCCCUGGACCCCAACUCGGACGACGAGAAGAUCACGCGGCUGCUCAAGAAGCACAAACCCGCGAACUUGGCGCUGGUCAGCCCGUGCGGCGGCAGCGCGGGGGACGCCUUGUGAGCACGGGCGCGGCCGGAGCAACCAGGGUCGGGGCGGGCGGCGCCCCUCGCCGCCGCCCGCCCGUGUGUAUAUAUAUUUUUACAGAAUAAGUUAUAAAGCGUCCGGCGCGGGCUCGGGAGGGCUCGGGGCCGCGCGUCCCGGGCGGAAUCACUUUGUAUAAUCAAUAAAUUAUUUAACACGUCCCCGGUGGAGCCGCGGCUCCGGAGGCUGCACCGCGUGUGUCUUCCUUCUCGCAAACCCCGUUCCCACCUCCCCCGCGGGUCCCUGCCCACCCCUGCAGCAGCCUAAGUCCCCGCGGAGCCGGGCCAGCGGCGAGGCGCGCGGUGCGACCCCGGCCCGCGUGUCUGCAGGCUCGGGCAGCGGCAGCUCGCAGGAGCGAGCGGACAGCGAGGGCCCAGCGCGGGGAAGGGCGACCGCGGCCCGGAGACCCCCUCGGCCGUCCCCGGAGCGCCGGAGGAGCCGUGAGGCCAGCGAGCGCCCAGCGGAGCCGAUGGCCGCGGAUGGAAACGCAGCGGGGCAGGGGCGCGGCGCUGGCAGGGGCG
This is a messenger RNA of Mustela lutreola (European mink), 1453 nucleotides long. RefSeq names its product NK6 homeobox 2 (gene NKX6-2). The transcript has 3 exons. The coding region runs from base 81 to 911 and encodes 276 amino acids. Gene Ontology annotation, biological process: regulation of transcription by RNA polymerase II; cell differentiation. NCBI's taxonomy places the organism in Eukaryota, Metazoa, Chordata, Mammalia, Carnivora, Mustelidae. Gene Ontology annotation, cellular component: nucleus. Gene Ontology annotation, molecular function: DNA-binding transcription factor activity, RNA polymerase II-specific; RNA polymerase II cis-regulatory region sequence-specific DNA binding. The record is from RefSeq and is a predicted model, not a curated record.